AUGAUCCCAUUCGUGAUCAUUCCGCGGGUAGGGAGUCCGCCUACCCCAGUCAAUCCCGGCGAUCCAGCAGCGCUAAUCAACGGCUCAAUAUGGCCCAUGGCGGCAAUCUCGACAGUUUUUCUGGCCCUCAGAAUCUAUUGCAAAGGCUUCAUAGUCAGGUGGGUGAUGUGGCUUGAUGACUGGCUUUUGAUCGCCGGAUGGGUCUUCCUGAUCGCCUCGCAAUCCUUCUUGAGCGAGAUGAUGAAGCUUGGGUUCGCGAGAACCUACGGCGUCACGCCGACCAUGAGCACGGUGUUGUAUUGCGCCGACAACUGCCACAAAAUCUCCUUAGCCUUGACAAAAACCUCUUUUGCCGUUACGCUGCUUCGAAUUGCUUCCGGGUGGCAGAAGUACAUCAUCUGGUUCUUGGUCACUACGAUGAACAUCCAAUUUGUUGUCCACAUCAUUCUGACUUGGAGAGCUGUCUGUCCUAGACGGCCUGGAGAUACGACUCCUCACCUUCCAGGCUCAUGCUGGUCAGCUGAAGACGCAAUCACCUUGGGCAUAUUUGGAGGAUUGUACUCUGCUGUCUCAGAUUUCGUCCUCGCCUUAUUGCCAUGGAAGAUUGUUCUGGGCCUACAAAUGAAGAAACACGAGAAAGUCGGGGUUGGAAUGGCCAUGAGCAUGGGAAUCUUUCGCCCUUCAGAAUAUCCCUCCGGCGCAUACAUUCGAUCGAAUAACCUUAGCAAGUUUCAGAAUCGCGGCAUAUCUGCCACAUGCUCUUUAAGCAAUACGGACCGCGACAAGAGAGACAAUGACAGUGAUCAGGAAAUUCUAGGCGGGAUUAUGAGAACAACGGAGGUAUCUGUGAACUCCAUCGACUAUGAUGUCCAAGGCCGUCGAUCCGGCAAGAAGACUCCACGGGAGGAGCACGGUAUUGAGCUUGCUAAUCGAUGA
Colletotrichum acutatum is the source of this 936-nucleotide messenger RNA. RefSeq lists its product as uncharacterized. The record is from RefSeq and is a predicted model, not a curated record. The transcript has 3 exons. NCBI's taxonomy places the organism in Eukaryota, Fungi, Ascomycota, Sordariomycetes, Glomerellales, Glomerellaceae. Bases 1 to 936 code for a protein of 311 amino acids.